CAUAUAUUGAUUUCUUUGUCUUGAAAAUCAUCUAAAUAUUCGUUUCUUUAGGAUGAACAAACCGGACGUCAACGUCGUACAAUUACUCAACGUGAUAAAAUAUUUAAAACACUUGUCGAUAUUAAUCAAUUUUUACCAAAAUCAACAAAAAAUCUUCUUUCCGUUUUCCUUCAAAAUACUCCGAAUGAAAAACUUCAAUGUUUACCCGAAAUUAAACAACAAUUAUUGUCAUCAUUAAAAGGAUAA
Molecule: messenger RNA, 246 nt
Organism: Rotaria sp. Silwood2
Lineage: Eukaryota; Metazoa; Rotifera; Eurotatoria; Philodinida; Philodinidae
Source: the annotation of a GenBank genome assembly